AUGGCGAGCCUGCCUCUGUACCAAUUUGAGAAGAUGUGCUACGAUAUUUGCCAAGAGAUAUCACAACGUGGACUGAUAUCCACGCAUUCCUCGACUGAUGAGGGCAAUGACGUCACAGAGAAGGAUUAUUCCGAUACCCCACCAGCCCACUUUGUCUUGGUAAACGGCCCAGCGAGUGAAUCAGAGGCCAGUGGCAACGACACGGACUAUCACCGCGCCCAGCUUUUUAGGCCAAGAACAUUAUUUACACAUUCCGGCGCUUCGGAGGACAUUGUUGCAGAUAAUCCGCAUGCCGCCCGAGUCUGCUCCAUGUUGAUGAAUAUUUUUGAAAACCGUUCUCGGUACAAGGUCUUUAUUGGUUAUCGCGAUCAAGAAGCGCAAGCCAUCCUCAAUCUCCUACAGGCAUUGCUGGACUACCCUAAAAUAGAACGAAAAGUUCAACGCGAACUCGUCGUCGCAAUUCAGAGGCUUUCAGAAAGAUCUGCACUCAUACCCGAAAGUUUCACGCUUCGCGGAGUGGAAAUGGAAGGUGAGUAUGCAGCAUCAUCAGGCCGGUUUGGAGAGGUUUGGAAAGGGAGAUUCCAAGACCAGCGCGUCUCCCUUAAGAUUGUAAGGGCAUACAGGGAUUCACAGAUGCACCAACUACUCAAGGCUUUUUCCCGCGAGGCUGUUCUCUGGGGACAGCUGUCACACAGCAAUUUACUGCCGUUCUAUGGAAUAUACCACCUUGAAGAUACCCAUCGCAGAAUCUGCCUCGUCUCUCCCUGGAUGGAACACGGAAAUGUGAAUGAUUUCUUGGAAAAGGAGCCCGACUUUCCGCGAAUUUAUCUGAUUUCGGACAUCGCUGCUGGGAUAGCCUACCUGCACGACAAAAACGUCGUACAUGGCGACUUGAAAGGGGCCAACAUUCUGGUAAACGCAUCACUAAGCGCUUGUGUUGCUGACUUUGGCCUUUCAACUAUACGAGACCCUGACGUCGUACAUCUGUCUACUUCCUCUGCGGGACACGGCGGUGGGACGAUUCGCUGGAUGGCUCCAGAACUUUUGGAUCCAAAUGAUGAAAUACACAAUAGCAUGGCCAGCGACAUUUACGCAUAUGCUUGUGUCUGCUAUGAGAUAUACACAGGACACGUACCAUUUUUCGAAAUCCGGCGAGACCAGACCGUCAUGUUCAAGAUAGCAAGCGGCGAGCGACCAUCGCGUCCUCCCGCGAACGACCCGGCGUUCCAAGAGAAGGGGAUGACCCGCGAUCUUUGGGAGCUGAUGGAAGAUUGCUGGGUUAGUGAUCCAAGAGAGAGGCCGACCACUCAAGAUAUUGUGCAUCGGUUGCCUCGGAAGCCUAGGAGGCGUAAGAUGGCGGGCACCGCGGGGGUGCUGGUGUCGCCUUCUUCGUUUCGUGCGUCUGUGAGGGGUGAUUUGGACUCACACCUUUCGGACCCCCGGGUGCUUCGCUUAUUGGAUAUCGACACUUCGUCCUUGCUUUUGGGAAAUUAG
Messenger RNA from Laccaria bicolor S238N-H82, 1494 nucleotides. RefSeq lists its product as uncharacterized. The record is from RefSeq and is a predicted model, not a curated record. The transcript has 7 exons. Gene Ontology annotation, molecular function: ATP binding; protein kinase activity. NCBI's taxonomy places the organism in Eukaryota, Fungi, Basidiomycota, Agaricomycetes, Agaricales, Hydnangiaceae. The coding region runs from base 1 to 1494 and encodes 497 amino acids. Gene Ontology annotation, biological process: protein phosphorylation.